Gryllus bimaculatus (two-spotted cricket) is the source of this 1965-nucleotide messenger RNA. The record is from the annotation of a GenBank genome assembly. Lineage: Eukaryota; Metazoa; Arthropoda; Insecta; Orthoptera; Gryllidae.
AUGCGCGAGCGCGUGCUGAGCCCCAGCCGCGGCGAGCGCGAGCGGGAGCGCGAACGGGAACGCGAACGCGAACGCGAACGCGGCCCGAGGCCCGCCCCGCGCGUCAACCCUCACGAGGAGAUGCGCUACCCGCCGCGCGCCUACCCGGAGGACAUCCCGCUGGAGCGGUACCGCAGCCCUGGGCGCGGCGGCGGAGGAGGAGGCGCUGGGAGCGGAGGUCCUGGAGGUCCGCAACCCGCCCCGCGCCACCGGCCAGAGCUGCCUCGAGAGCCCAGUCCCGAGCGCCGAUUCAAGCGCCGCACGCUCUUUGACGCGCUCGAGGAUGAGCGCAGGCGCACCUCGCACGACCUCGCUCGAGAGUUCAAGCGCCGCUCCUACCAGGACGGCGGCGGCAGCAGCGCGCCGGACAGCUACCCGGGUGGCUACCAGGAGCUGCCGGAGCGCGAGCGCUACCCGGGUCUGGACCGGGAGUCUGCGCGCGGCCUGCACCACCCUUCGCAGGCGCCCGGCCCCGCCCCCAACCACUCGCCCGCGCGCGCCGCCGGCUACCGCCACAGCUACGCGGAGGGCGUCCUGCACCACGAGCUGCUGCACCGCACCGGCUCCUCCGUGUCGUCGGGCCGCGUCGGCAUCGCCGCCGUGCACCCGUACUAAACGCCCUCCCCGCUGGAUAGCAACUCAGAACACGCGGCGCUGCGCCAGUUCUACAGGGCCGUCGGCUGGGACACGGAACGUGUUUACUGUUUAUGACAUGUGUGUCGCAUUGUAUCGCAUACGUCGUGACCAUCAAUUAAGGACAUGCUGCGCCGCAUCAUCAGCCAAGCCAGCGACUCUGCCAAGCUAUCGGAAGAGCCAUGGAACGUAUUUUCUGUUUGGAACACGAGUCAUGAUGUCUCGCACUUUAUCAACGCACACUGCUACUAACUUCGCUCCACGCAAACGUGGUUAUCAACAAUUUAGAACAUGUUGCUAAUCCAUAGAUUCUGCCAAGCCAUGGUAUACGCCACAGAAGAUCUUUCUUGUCAUUGUGUGUUGCAUCAUAUUAGGUGCACGCAUACUAACCGUCCUGCACUCCCGCGACGCUGAAAGAGAGCUAGCCAAGGAGCUGCGCGACACUAGUUCUGCUUCGGGCGAGUCACCGAACAUUUUCUCUGUUUUAUAUCAAAGAAGUCAUAGCAUGUCAGCGUGCAACCUUAUUUAACUGCCCGCCAUGCUCGCGACCCUCCAUGGUGAGCUGAUGGACAAGUCGAAACAUGCUGCACUGCACCAGAUCUGCCAAGUCACCGUCGGAGCCACCGAGAAUUUUUCCUGUGUGUUCGUCUGACGUCAAGGUGUGCCACAACGAGUCGACGUGCAGUACCAGUAAUCACUCGCCACGCCCACGCUCUGACCAACAAGGCAACACGUCGUGGCCAACAAGUCAGAACAUGAUAAACAGCACCAGUUACAUAGUUCUAUCACGACAUUGGCGGCAUCUACCGAAAAUAUUUCAUGUUUGACUUGAGAGAAGUCACGUCGUAUCGUAUCGUGUCUUCACGCAUACUUCUACUAAACGUCUACUUCAUCUGACACUUCCGCCAAGCCAUCAGUUUGCUCGUGGUUGCACCCCGAGCUGGUGAAGGCAAAUCACAUUUCUCUUGCUUUGCUAUAUUCACCUAAUAUUUGUUCUACUUUCACAGUAAUACUGUGAGAAAUACAAAAACAUACAGAGUUUACGGCGUGUUAGCACGCGCUUCUAUACAAUUGCUCUGUAUCCCCGCGUGGUGAGAGUCGCAGAUUGCUCGCUGAAGACUGCGAUUUGACGAAGUCGACGUAACUUGGUGCGUUCCCCCCGUUCUGCUGUGUCAUUCACCGUCGGAAGCUGCCGCAAACCUUUCUGAUGCUGAUUCUACGGAUUUAUCUGAAAGGCAGCAGAUACAACUAGGAAGAAAACAAAAUUUCUACCUGACGUUAGGUUACAGUUUC